AUGUCCGUAAAAUAUGCCAAAUGUGAUCUACAGUGGUCCACUUCGGUGAUUUGUUUAAUAAUUUCACGGAAAAAACCAGGACUAUUCGGUACAUUAUUAUUAUUAUUAUUAUUAUUAUUAUUAUUAUUAUUAUUAUUAUUAUUAUUAUUGUUAUUAUUAUUAUUAUUAUUAUUAUUAUUAUUAUUAUUAUUAUUAUUAUUAUUAUUAUUAUUAUUAUUAUUAUUAUUAUUAUUAUUAUUAUUAUUAUUAUUAUUAUUAUUAUUAUUAUUAUUAUUAUGUGUGAGAGGCUGA
This is a messenger RNA of Necator americanus (New World hookworm), 291 nucleotides long. RefSeq lists its product as uncharacterized. The coding region runs from base 1 to 291 and encodes 96 amino acids. Lineage: Eukaryota; Metazoa; Nematoda; Chromadorea; Rhabditida; Ancylostomatidae. The transcript has a single exon. The record is from RefSeq and is a predicted model, not a curated record.